CUGGGGCCGGGAGCAGUGCGGGGGAAGCCGCCGCUGAGCCACCGCCGUCUCUCCCCGCCUUCCUGCCGCGGCCGCCCCUGCCCGUCUAGGCAGCGCUCCCAGGCUCCCGCGGGGCGCUCGGCAUGAGGGGGAUCAGGGCCAAUGGCAUCGCCAUCCUGACCGCCGCCUGGAUCCUGGGCACUUUCUACUACUUAUGGCAGGACAACAAGCCCCGCGCGGCGGCGGCCGGUAGCGGCAGCCCCCGGAGCGGGCAGAGGGCGGCCGGCAGGCUGGAGCCCCGCCGGGAGGAGAGAACCAUCCCCCUCAUCAUGACAGGGGCUCCCCAAAGAGAGAAGAACCCAAGGAGGGGUUUCGAUGAAAAGGCUUACUUGUCCUCAAAGCUGCUGAAGGCUGGAGAAGACCCCUACCACCAGCACGCUUUUAAUCAGCUAGAGAGUGACAAACUCAGCAGUGAUCGGCUCAUUCGGGACACCAGGCACUACAGAUGCACUUCUGUACGCUAUGACACAGACUUGCCAGCUACCAGCCUCAUCAUCACCUUCCACAACGAGGCACGCUCCACCCUGCUCCGCACGGUGAAGAGCCUCCUGAACCGUACCCCUCCUAGCCUCAUUCAGGAGAUUAUUUUGGUAGAUGACUUCAGCUCAGAUCCUGAGGACUGCCAGCUCCUUACCAAGAUCCCAAAGGUCAAGUGUCUACGAAACACCCGGCGAGAAGGGCUGAUUCGCUCUCGGGUGCGAGGAGCUGAAGUGGCUACCGCUGACAUCCUCGCUUUCUUGGACAGUCACUGUGAAGUCAACAGUGAGUGGCUGCAGCCAAUGCUUCAGAGGGUGAAAGAGGAUUAUACCCGAGUGGUGAGUCCAAUCAUUGAUGUUAUCAGCCUGGAUAAUUUUGCUUACCUGGCAGCAUCAGCAGAUCUGAGGGGAGGGUUUGACUGGAGCCUUCACUUUAAGUGGGAGCAGAUUCCUAUAGAGCAGAAGAUGUCCAGAACAGACCCAACUCAGUCUAUAAGAACCCCUGUCAUAGCAGGAGGCAUCUUUGUGAUCGACAAGUUCUGGUUUAACCACCUGGGAAAAUAUGAUACUCAAAUGGACAUCUGGGGAGGAGAAAAUUUUGAGCUCUCUUUCCGAGUGUGGAUGUGUGGUGGCAGCUUGGAGAUUGUUCCCUGCAGUCGAGUGGGACACGUGUUCAGGAAGCGCCAUCCCUAUGACUUCCCCGAAGGCAAUGCACUGACUUAUAUCAAGAACACCAAGCGCACAGCAGAGGUGUGGAUGGAUGAAUACAAGCAGUACUACUAUGAAGCCCGGCCAUCUGCCAUUGGGAAGUCAUUUGGAAGUGUUGCAGACCGAGUGGAGCAGCGACGCAAACUGAACUGUAAAUCCUUCCAGUGGUAUCUGGAGAAUGUCUACCCUGAGCUCAAGGUUCCUGAAAAGGAGCUGAUUCCAGGAAUAAUUAAACAAGAAGGAAACUGCCUGGAGUCUCGGACGCAGGAUACUACAGGGAAUAUGUUGGCUGGCAUGGGAAUCUGUAAAGGAACAGUGAGCAAUCCACCUGUCACUCAGGAAUGGGUAUUCAGUGACCCUCUAAUUAGACAGCAGGACAAGUGUCUAUCAAUUACCUCCUUCUCUACUGGCUCUCAGAUCACACUGGAAUCCUGCAAUCAAAAAGAUGGCAGACAGAAGUGGAAGAUGAAAGGCAGUUUCAUUCAACACUUUGUCAGCGGUCUCUGCCUGGAAAACCAGACUGGGGGAGUGGUGACCAACCCUUGCCAAGCAGAUCUACCAGGCCAACAGUGGGAGCUACUACAAGCAACAUGAUGGUAGCACGGAGAUCUUCUUGGUUCUUUGUGCAUGUGACUUUGGGAACAGAGCGGGAUUGGGAAGGGAGGAAUGGUUUUGUAUGUCUGACCCUAAAUGUUUUCAUUGUGCCCAUCUGCAAGCCACCAUUUCAGCUGAACACCUGGUGUUUUUGAGCUUUUCAGAGAAGAAGCUGGGGGUGACAGAGGGAUGAGGAGAGUUGUUGAAAUCUUCCCAUCUGUUGUCUUAAGUUCUCCUUUGUAGCUGAUGUCUGUGCAUAGCUGCACCCAGAGAAGGGGAGGACCCAGCCCAAUACUCGGUGUGACUAGAACUGUCUUGCAGCUGUCCCCAUCUGUUCCUUUCUCUGCAUCCAGAGUCCACGACCUUCAGUCCAUCAGCUUAAAUGAUGCUUAUACAAACAUUGGUAGCAAUUUGUCUUCCCUGGCUUUUCACUCUAACAUCGUGCAUCAUUUAUGCAUGUGUUUGGCUCAGUGAGGACUGGCGCGAAGAAGAGUCAUCGUGAUGAGUAGAGGGGCUGGGAAGGAACUAGCAGACUCUGGGGGCAGGUUUGUGACCUCUUUGUGGUGGGCCCAUUCCUUCCUCUGCCGGCAGUAGCUGCCCUACGGCCAAAUGGGCUGAGGCUGGGAAACGGGGCACAAUGCUGACAACAGAAGGGGACAAUCUUUUAGCAGCAUAACCAGGGGACUAUUCCCUUUUGAAUUCUUGCUUCCAGUUUUUUACAGGUAGAAGGCCAACCCUGCCUCCAUGAGUGAUCCAAAUCUGCAGGCAGCCCAGCUGGACCUGGGUUCAGGGUACCACACUCCUGUGGAGCUGGUCAGAGACAGGUGCCGACACUUUGGGAUGCUGGGGAAGCUGGGACUAUUCUCUGGCUGCUCUUCCCAGUGCUACCAGACACUGCCUGCUGCACCCCACACUGAAGGUGAUCCACAGAGCUGUGUGGGCAGUGCACACUGACAGAGCUACUGCACUUGGCUCAAGCAUGUAGCAGGAGCCCACCUGGUUCCCUGCUGCGAGACACAGAAGGGGACAGCCCCAUAGUCACUGUAGGCUUCCUGCUGUUGUCUUGGCAGGAGCACAGCCCUCUUGCUGGCUCUGCAUGGCCCUUGUGAAUGCAGCCUGGCAUGACAAGCCACCCAAACCCUCUGUCUAGUUGCUUUUCCCCUUUUCUCUCAGAAAGAGGAGAUGAAAAGGCCUGUGGCUGCUCCACUUGCAACGCCCAGCUCUCCUCCUGGUGGGCAUCUUGGGGAGGUUAGUUGGUGAAGCUGAAACUGCCCUUUGCACAAAUGCUGCCACAGUACAGACUUGCCCUGAGAAAUCUCUCCUUUGUGUUCUGGAAGUACCAAAGGCAACUGGUGUCUCUAGCUAGCAUCUCAGUCCUGCUCCCAGUUACCAGCCAGCUGUAGCUAAGUGUGGGUUUUCAGACCUGCCAGAAGAAGCUUACCUAUUCAAAUUUAAAAAAAAAAUCCCCACAACAUUAUCUUUUCCUACUAGAUCUGUUAAAUUUUCCUCUUGGAGAUAGGUUUUGUAAACCAACCCUCCUUUCGAAGGCAGGGGAAACAGAUGGUGGGGCCACCUUCAGUAGGCAAUUGCUUGCCUGGAUCCUUUCUGAUCUUGUGUAAAAGAAACAGGAUGUUCAUUUGGAUUAUGAACAGCUGGCUGCUUUUGAUCAUGCUUGUGUCCUUUUUUAAUUCUUGCUUUUACCUUGGUGUUAGCCUAAACAGUUGACAAAAGGACAGAUACUGUUCUUCAUAUGUUGCAUGUGCUCAAAAGUGCUUGUGUGAGAACUGGACAACUUGUUUUCUGUUCUCAGUUCUUUUGUUUAAACAAAUCAGCCAGGUGGCAGGAGCUCUUUUCCUGUUUCCCCCUUCACUUUCACAUCAGCUCACUAUCUCGACACUUAUUAACCAGACGCAUGGCCUGUCUGAACUGAAAACUCGGGAGGCAGUUCCCUUUGGUCCCACCCUUACAGCAUGAUGCAGCCACACUUCUGUGUGGCCAGGGAACAGAAAGAAGGCAGGGCAGGCAGACUCGUCAGCAGGGAGAGAUGCCAUCCUGCUAGCAAUUGCUUUUUUAAACAAGAAAAUGCAGGAGACGCUACUUCCAGAACAGUAUCGUUAGGCAGUUGGAGACAGGAACAGUCAGGUCAUCACAUACCAGGCUUGAAAAGAGUUGAUGCAAAGACAGAGGAAAGGCCAAUCAGCCUGUACUGAGCAUGUAAGCUCUGUACACAAUGAAGCGCUGAAGGAUUGUGUGUUUUCAUCAAAAUGCAUCCUAAGUGGACCAUCUGAGCUUCCCCCAUUUCACUCUCCAGCAGCUUAAGAGUUGCAGCUAACAGCAUGUUCACUUCUCCACCAGGUACUGCUUCCUUCCUUCUUGUGUGUACAGCUUUCUUGCAGUUCCUUCUUCAUAAUCGUACUGGGACUAGGACCCAGCUCCUCUACAAACGUUAUCCUGACUGCUGCAGACCACCGGAGCCCUGCUUCUAUACAGUCUCCAGGCUUUGGGCCAGCCCUGGUUCAAACGGCUCUUGUCAGCAUGCUGGCUACUGCCCUUGACUUCGUGCUUGGCUCCAGUGUUGGAGGUUAGUGAUCACUCCCAGAACAGAGGUACCUGGACUAGCUGUGUUGAUUUGUGCCUCUCUUCCUACUGCUCACCACCUGGCAGAGUGUGAACUGGUAUCCAUUGAAGAUUGGACACUCUCCUUCUUUGGGUGCCCCGGCCUGGGGGAGAAAAGGGACAAGGUGGGCAUAUGCUGGAUGUCAAUAACUUAAAAUUGUCCCUGGAGUUAGGGGCUAUCAGAACCCUAACUCUACCUGGUUUUGGACAUGUUGUCCUGGGGUCACCUACCCACUGCUUACUCCUCCAUCAGCUAAAGCACUGCUCACAGGACCUUCCUGGAGGCCCAGUGCCAGCCUCUCCCCACAUCAUCUUCUGGAAACCACUGGUUUCCAAUGGAUUUUGGCAAUUGCUGAAAAGGAGGUGCAUUACAAAAUGCUGCUUUCAAGUGUGGGCAGAGUAAACUUCCCUCAGAAUAAAUAAAAGUCUUGUCCAAGUAAUUAUUGGCAUACUUUUCAUUUCCCUUGCACCAAAGGGAAGGAGGACCAAUGUUACAUGUGCUUUUUUCCCCAAGGUCCACGCAGUGCCAUGUUUUAGAACAGGACUUUGGUGGGGUUUUUGAAAGCAAACUGACUGGCGCCUCAAAUUUGACCCAGUGAUUUGUUUCUUUAACAGUCAGGACAAGCAGCUGCUUGCCCUUGUUUUCCUGUUUACUUUAAACAGCCCCCUAGACUGUCAAGACAGAGCAUUUGCAUUGGUAAUAUCCUUCAAGAAAGCUGUUAUUGUAUCAGAUCAUCCAAUGUAAUUUUGUGUGCUGUGAACCAAUGGGGGUUUAUUUAAGAGGCACUGAAACUACUGUUGUACAGGAAUCAAUUUCAAAAGGUUUAUUUUCCCCACUUAGUUGUAAGUUGCACUUUGCCAGAGGUAAUUUAUGUGAAGCCCAGAUUUGUUUUCCCUUUUCUUGAAGAAAGCAUGUGCCAAAAUCUGUUUAAUGCCUGGAAUAAAAUCCAUUUUG
Phalacrocorax carbo (great cormorant) is the source of this 5388-nucleotide messenger RNA. The record is from RefSeq and is a predicted model, not a curated record. Lineage: Eukaryota; Metazoa; Chordata; Aves; Suliformes; Phalacrocoracidae.